UAUCUACUCCCAGGCUAGUGCGCCACUUGACGCAUGCGCAGUAGGGCAAUCGGGUGUGUAGUAGCUGCUUUUCCCCCUCCGUCCCGGAAGAGCCGCGCAGUUCUUGGACGUUAAGGGUUCGCGCACCUCAAAGUCGUUUGAGCCGAGCACUUGGAGUCCCCUCGAGCUCGAGUCUGUGAGCAGCCACCAUGUCGAUCUUCACCCCCACCAACCAGAUCCGACUGACCAAUGUGGCCGUGGUGCGGAUGAAGCGGGGAGGGAAGCGCUUCGAAAUCGCCUGCUAUAAAAACAAGGUCGUCGGCUGGCGGAGUGGCGUGGAAAAAGACCUUGAUGAAGUUCUGCAGACCCACUCAGUGUUUGUAAAUGUUUCCAAAGGUCAGGUUGCCAAGAAGGAAGACCUCAUCAGUGCAUUUGGGACAGAUGACCAGACUGAAAUCUGCAAGCAGAUUUUGACUAAAGGAGAAGUUCAAGUGUCAGAUAAAGAACGGCACACACAGCUGGAGCAGAUGUUUAGGGAUAUUGCCACCAUUGUGGCAGACAAGUGUGUGAACCCAGAAACAAAGAGACCUUACACCGUUAUCCUCAUCGAGAGAGCCAUGAAGGACAUCCACUACUCCGUCAAACCCAACAAGAGCACAAAGCAGCAGGCUUUGGAAGUGAUAAAGCAGCUGAAAGAGAAGAUGAAGAUAGAGCGGGCCCACAUGCGAUUGCGCUUUAUCCUGCCAGUGAACGAAGGAAAGAAGCUGAAGGAGAAGCUGAAGCCACUGAUGAAGGUCGUGGAGAGUGAGGACUACAGCCAGCAGCUGGAGAUUGUGUGCCUCAUCGACCCAGGCUGCUUCAGAGAAAUUGAUGAGCUAAUAAAAAAGGAAACCAAAGGCAAGGGGUCUCUUGAAGUGCUCAGUCUGAAGGAUGUGGAGGAAGGAGAUGAGAAGUUUGAAUGACACCGCCCAGCUCCUCAGCUGGAGCACGACCUCAGAUGCUUGUUCCUGACAGCAGCAGCAGCUCUUUCUGUGACCUGCCCAAAGCCCUGCUCAAGCGACGUGCCACUUUCCAUCUGUGUUAAACAUUUGCCCAGGUACCUGGGUAUUUUUGUUGUCAAUUGGGGUUUCCAACAAAAAAGAAAAAUAACCCAAAAUACAGAGUCCAGAACAGCU
Molecule: messenger RNA, 1154 nt
Organism: Mastomys coucha (southern multimammate mouse)
Lineage: Eukaryota; Metazoa; Chordata; Mammalia; Rodentia; Muridae
Gene: Sbds
Product: SBDS ribosome maturation factor
Exons: 5
Coding region: 189-941 (250 amino acids)
Biological process (GO): cytosolic ribosome assembly; ribosome biogenesis
Source: RefSeq, a predicted model, not a curated record